Cooperia oncophora is the source of this 546-nucleotide messenger RNA. Lineage: Eukaryota; Metazoa; Nematoda; Chromadorea; Rhabditida; Trichostrongylidae. The record is from the annotation of a GenBank genome assembly.
UUAUCAUCUGUGAAUGCGACCACGCCUAUUGUUCUUCCAACGUCAUCAUCAGAGAAGGCCAUCAGUCAGUGGGCACACUCGCGUGUACCUAGUGAGGAGCCACAUGUUUUCGCUCGCUCGGGCUCAUUGAAAGUUCACAUUAUGCCAUCGAGGCCAAGUUUACCGUCGUCCGAAUCGAUGGCUGGGGUACAAGAUUCAAAAAUGGAACCACCAAAGGAGCUCGCUCCUCCUUUUUCUGACAAGGAGUCGCCGCAGAGCAGCAAGGAUUCCAACUACCUGGGAUCUUUCCCUGCUGGUCCGAGUGUUGAAACCAUUUAUUUUUCAUCAUCGUCAACUGCUGAGAAAAAGGCUCUUCCUCCGGAACCACCCGUGGACUACAAUGACCAGCAGACGUCCAAAGAAAAUGCGCCUCCAGCCUCAGUGCCCAACGGGACUGAAUUCGCACCUGCAUCAUGGGAUUUUCAAAGCGAUCAAGAUGGUGGACAUCCUAUCACGAGUGUUUGCGAAAUGCAGUCUGCAUCGGAGGGCGAAGAGAGGAGUUUGUGA